AGACAAUCAAACUAUAAUUCUUCUUCUUGCGAAAAACUUCUAAGUUUGUUUUAGCGUUAUUAAACCUACAACCUAAGUAAUUAUAGUUUUAUCAUAAGAAAUUCUCUACAACUCAAUACUUUGUGAAGAGUGUGAAUCAAAUGACUCUAUUACAAUUUGAGUGUCCUAGUUUCAGACUUAUCAUACAUACAUGUACCUUCGUCUACACAGACCAACCGUUAUUCAUCAAACAUAACAUUAUUCCACUUUAGUAUUGUCCAAAAUUGAAAACUUAUUUGACCUUUUGGUUAAUCAAGUGGUAAACAAAAUCACAUCCAAAUUGAUUGGACCACCUCGUUAUUGAGUCGAAUUGAAGAAAUGUUUUUCAUAUAUGACAUAUCUUCUAAGCAUAUGUCUUCAUCAGUCCGCCGCAAAUUCAUUACUUUCUUUUCUCUUUUCCAAAUUCUUACAAGCAAAGUGAUCCGUCGUCCCUCCCAAGCAUAUGCUUAUAUAUAUAUAUAUCCUUUCCUUUCCACUUGAAUUUUACAGUAUAAAAACAUCCCCAUGCCCUCCCUUCUUCCUCCCUCGAAAUCAUUUUCCCGCCGGCCCUUCAACAAUCAGGUAAUUGCAUGUACAGAAACUUAUUUACAUGAAUUCUCGCUUCUUCAUUUCCACUUCCAGUUGUCGUUUCGAUCAUUUCGAUACCUUACAACACGUCGUUUUUGGCUGCCUGCUAACAGAUCAUAUUCAUAGGUUCGCAAUGAAACAAAAACACAGUUCCCGCUUGACCAACUUCUUUUCGCUCGACGCAUUUGGAGUUGGACGGCCACCCAACCGGCCGGCGGCGGCGGCUUCCGACGUCGACGUCCGCGAAGAAUACGCCAACGCCUUUCGAACAGAAUCCUACCUCGAGUUCUGGACGCGUGUCUUCACAGUCUCCGAAGGCGGCGGCGGACCCGUCGACUCCACCUCCACCGCCGCAGCUCGGCUUUCUUCCUACAGGCUUUUCGUCGAACACCUGUUGGACCCGGACCAGCCCACGGUCACUCGGGUCCUCACCUCGGCCCAAAUCCCCUCCUCGGCGCAAUCACUCCUGGCCCAAUUCUUCGCCGAGACGGCCGAUGCCUCACGCGCUUGCGGGUCGCUGCUCAAGGACAUCAACCGGGUGCGAACCAGGAUUCGGACCCUGAGAUCCGCUCUCAAUCAGACCGGUUCGACCUACCCGCCCGAGAAGCAGUUUCGGGUGAUGCUGACCCAACUGACCGAAUUCGUCGGCUCCGGAAACCCUUUCGACCGGUCCGCCCCAUCCUCGACCCGGGUCCGGACCGCUCGGGCCAACUGUUCGGAGCUUCUCAAGCCGAUCGAGUCGAUUCGCGAUAGGGCUCAAACCAGCCUGCGGCUUCGAUCCAGGCUGAAGCACGGGUCGGCCAUGUUCCUCGUGGCUCUCACGGCUUCGCUGACGGUCAUAGUGGCCACCCACGCGCUCGCUCUGCUCGUGGCCGCUCCGAGCCUCGUGGUCGCCACCGCCUCGAUCGAGCUGGUCUCGACCGGGAAGCUCGACAAGGUGGCGUCCCAGCUGGACGUGGCUGCGAAGGGGACAUACAUAUUGAGCCGGGAUCUGGAGACCAUAAGCCAGCUCGUCGCUCGUCUGAGCGACGAGCUGGAGCACAUGCACGGGACGGUGGAGUUCUGGCUCGAGCGAGGAGGAGAGACCUGGGUUCGAGCCGCCAAGGGGGAGGUGUGGCGGGAGCUCAAGAAGAGCGAGUGUGGUUUCAGCCAGCAGCUUGAUGAGCUAGAGGAGCAUUUGUAUCUGUGCUUCAUGACUAUAAACCGAGCUAGAAACCUUGUUGUGAAGGAGAUUUUGGGUCCGGUUCAACCCAACCGAUCAUCAGCACCGAACAUUCUAACAAAGUAGUGCUUUUUUUUCUUCUUUUUACCUUCUUCUUUUGCUAUAAACAUAAAUAAAUACAUGUACCUUCUCUCGACAUUUCAAAGCAGCGACAUCAGUAAUAAAGCUUAAAGAGAGUCGAUUAGAUCCUAUACCAUUUGUCCUCUCUAUAGAGAACAGUUUAGUGUUCAUAGGGAUUAGGGAUACUAGAAUUGUAAUCUCUAGUUUCUCGAUAAUGAAAGAUGAAAUUGGUGUUUCUCAACAAAAAAAAAAAAUGAAAUUGGUUGUUUAUAGGGUUGGCGUUGCUCCAUAGAGCUUUGAUGAGUUGUUGGGCCUGGAAGCAAGCCCAUUCCAAAAUCCAACAAUGUCUAACAUGCUUAUUUCAAUUAUAAGGCAAUAAUGUGGUGAUUGAUUGCAUCAUCUUCUUAUUAUGAAAAAUCAGUAAAUUGAUCUCUAUGAAUCAUGAAAAUGAAAGUUUAUUGUGUGACUAUUUAGCUAUUAUUUUGUAAGAUCGAUUGUGAUGAGGUGCUAAUCACUAAUAUCGACGAUAGUUAAAACACCCAAAAAAAGUAUUUAGUAUGCAGAUGGCCUACAUGCGCGUGGGGAUGGCAAAAGUAUUCAUACCCGUGGAUAUAUUUUCCUGAAUCAGACCUAAUCAGGUAAGUUGAAACUCGAAUUCGAAAGAUUUUUAGUGAGUACGGGUAAAACUCAAAUCCUAAUAUUGGGUGUAAUUGAUUGGUAUGAUUUUUUUACUAUCCAACUCGAACCCACCCGAUUAUACAUAUGUGUAUGUGGUGGCAUAGCCAGACUUUGAAUUGAGUGGGGUCCUUAAAAUUUCCGAAACCUAAAGUCUGGGUAUCUAAUGAACUUUGAGUUGACUGGUGUCAGCUAACAUCCACGAGAGUAUGUGGACCUAAAUUCGAAGGAUCAUAUAUACUAAACCUUAUACAUAUCUAAAAGAUUUGGAUGCCCUAUUUUUUCUCAAGUGGGGUCCUAGGACCCCUCUCCUCUGCCACUUUGUGUAUGUAUCUCAUCUAGAAAUUGUCUUUAUUUUCUCAUCAUAUUUGAUAUUUUCUAUACAUAUUUAACAUUUUCAUGAAAUUAUGUUAUUUUCAACUAAUUUAGGGAUUUAUUGUUGUAUUUUCACUCAUAUAAUGCAAUAUACAUGUAAUUGUUAACAUGUUUGUUGAAGUUACGGAAAAAAAAUCAUGAAUGCCCGAAACCCGAACGAGUAUUAGCAUGAUUUCGAUUUCAUACUCAAAUCUUGUAUAGAUAUGAAUGUGGGUACGUAAAAUCUUAACUAAUUUUGAUAGUGUAAUGGAUAUGCACUAUUCGCGCACAACCCGAUCCAUUGCAUCACUACGAUUGAGUGGAAGUGAGAGGGUUUCUUUUCUUUCGGGUUCCAACCACAAAUCGGGACUUUAAUUUUGGGUCAAUUUGUUGUCCAUUGAGAUUAAUUAUUACAACGCUAUUACACUGCUCUUGAACUACUGAGUGCGGACAAUUCAACCAAUUUGGUAACCAGGCAGCGAGUACAAUAAAUGGCGGGCGCAAUUAAUUUGAGGGAACAACCCCACUCCAUAAUUCACAGCGCUUGAAUUAUUAUUUGCUUUGGGGUCGUCUCAGGGCUUAUCUUCUGCACUGCUUAUGGUGGCAAAUUGUCAACCUUUUUCAAUGUGGUAUGUUCUUCGAUCUGGUCUAUCUUACCCGAAAUUAGGCGCAAACUACAUGGUCUGUUCUUUUUUACCCCCCUUGGUUUUUACCAUAUUAUCUGUUUUUUUAUCAAGAUGGACGACAUAUCAUAGACGUUAUGUGGUUAUCAUCGACGAGCAUUUAUCGGUCGAUUAAGAUCGUAGUAUUAGCCACAAGCAUCUUUGCCUAACAUUUUUUUUUUUUUUUUGGAAGUCUUUGCCUAACAAAUUUUUACUCCACGGUACAGAGAAUUGAAGGACCAGCAAUAUUUGCCGCACAUAAGACAUUAACUGAAAAGGGUUGCUUUGGUCCGUUGGGAAAACAAACACUACUUUUGAGGUGAUUUAUGGGGCAUUGCAUUUACUUCGCCAGCUCAAAAUCUGAACCGGCAGCAGCUAGCUUAGGUGAGUAAUUUCCUCCCCCUGGAUGGAUGGAUGAAUGAUGCCGCUGCUCAGGUAAAAUUGGGCUUUGAUUGAAAGAUGUAAAAUAUAGGAGGCUCAACCAAAUGAUAAUAAUGGUAUAAGAUUUGG
Linum trigynum is the source of this 4089-nucleotide messenger RNA. The record is from the annotation of a GenBank genome assembly. NCBI's taxonomy places the organism in Eukaryota, Viridiplantae, Streptophyta, Magnoliopsida, Malpighiales, Linaceae.